Messenger RNA from Hypanus sabinus (Atlantic stingray), 2938 nucleotides. RefSeq names its product HtrA serine peptidase 1b (gene htra1b). The transcript is spliced from 9 exons. Gene Ontology annotation, molecular function: protein binding; serine-type endopeptidase activity. Gene Ontology annotation, biological process: programmed cell death; proteolysis; positive regulation of apoptotic process. Lineage: Eukaryota; Metazoa; Chordata; Chondrichthyes; Myliobatiformes; Dasyatidae. The record is from RefSeq and is a predicted model, not a curated record. The coding region runs from base 298 to 1701 and encodes 467 amino acids. Gene Ontology annotation, cellular component: extracellular region.
GGGUCAGUGGGUGGGGCCGAGAGCUCGCUCGGGUUCCCUACCCAAUGGUUGCAAGCAGGCGGGAUUCAUCCAGUCAGCAAGUCCCGUUGUCCUAGUGAAAUUGGUCCUCGGUGAAGCGAGCUGGGUUGGAGACAAUUUGUUUCCACGGGUUAAGGCAACCCUCUUUUUGCGCUCGCAAACCCACGAGCAUUUGGGGAGGGUGUUCAGUUUUAUGAGUGGCUUCGGGAGAGCCGUGUUAACGCCAUUAAUUCACAGGAAAUUCUUUAAUGCACUUGGCAGCGUCGGCGCUGGUUGGAGAUGAUGCUGUUGUGGGCUGUUUCGGUCGCCUGCUGGCUGCUGGCGGACGGCAGGAUCACCAGGCGCUCCCUCCGCUGUGAUCAGACCUGCGACAUCUCCCGCUGUGCCGAGCUGCCCUCCGAGUGCUGGUCCGGACAGGUGAUGGACCCGUGCGGCUGCUGCCCGCUCUGCGCCGCCGGCGAGGGCGAGUCGUGCGGCGGCCGGACGGACGUGGCCGGCUGUGGCGAAGGGCUCAGGUGCUCGGUGCCGCCGCCCGCCCACAUGGGAAAGAGGAGGGUCAAGGGGGUCUGUGUCUGCGCCAGCAGCGAGCCGGUGUGCGGCAGCGACGGCAGCACCUACCGCAACGUCUGCCAUCUGAAGGCGGUGAGCCGCCGGGCGCAGAGCUUCAACCAGCCGCCUGUCAUCUUCAUCCAGAGGGGCGCCUGCGGACUAGCUCAAAAUGACCCCAACAGCCUGCGACACAAAUACAAUUUUAUAGCAGAUGUGGUGGAUAAGAUUGCUCCUGCUGUGGUUCACAUUGAACUUUUUCGUAGAGCAGUUUAUUCCAACCGUGAAUUGUCUGUUGCAAGUGGUUCGGGGUUCAUUGUCUCUGAAGAUGGAUUGAUAGUCACAAAUGCACAUGUGGUCACCAACAAGCACAGAGUAAAAGUGGAACUGAGGAAUGGAGCAACGUACAAUGCCAAAAUAAAAGACAUAGAUGAGAAAGCAGAUCUUGCUUUAAUUAAAAUCGAUACUUCGGUAAAACUGCCAGUGCUGCUGCUAGGUCGCUCCACAGACCUGAGACCGGGCGAGUUUGUGGUUGCCAUUGGAAGCCCAUUUUCACUGCAGAACACAGUCACGACAGGAAUAGUGAGCACGACUCAGCGAGGAGGAAAGGAAUUGGGACUUCGGAACUCUGACAUUGAUUACAUUCAGACAGAUGCAAUUAUCAACUAUGGAAACUCAGGUGGUCCUUUAGUGAACUUGGAUGGCGAGGUAGUUGGAAUUAACACCCUGAAGGUGACUGCAGGAAUAUCAUUUGCAAUUCCAUCGGAUAAAAUUCGGCAAUUUCUAGUUGAAUCUCAUGACCGGCAAGUGAAAGGAAAAACAACAACAAAAAAAAGAUAUCUUGGAGUUAGAAUGAUUACACUUACCCCUAGCAUUGCCAAGGAACUGAAGGAACGUCAGAGUGAUUUCCCAGAUGUUAAUUCUGGAGCCUACAUCAUCGAGGUUCUUCCACGUACACCUGCUUCCAUUGGUGGCCUGAAGGAUGAUGAUGUGAUUAUUAGCAUCAAUAAUCAUUUAAUAACUUCUUCCAGUGAUGUCAGCGAAGCAAUUAAAAAGGAUCCAUCCUUGUCAAUUGUGGUCCGUCGAGGCAAUCGAGAUGUGACAAUAAACGUUGUCACUGAAGAAAUUGAACCUUAAAAUGGAGCUGGGUCUCCUGCCUUUAUGAAUGAAGCAACAAAGAUAUUGGGUAUUUACUGGAUAAAUGCAGUCUAUAGUUAGUGGCUUAUAAUACUGUUAAUAUUUCUGCUACAAGAUGUCAUCAGGAGCUAUCUACGGCUUGGGUUUGAUUCUUUGUUGAUUACAAGCUGAGAUGAUCCUGAAUUUGAAAAGCACAUUUCAUGUAUUUUUCCCGAGGCCUCUUUUCUUUUUAUUUUGAUUUUAUUGUAAUCUGUUUUACUUAAAAUGUCAGUGUAAACAAUGACUUGACUGGAGAUUUCACUCCAUGACAAGAUUAUCGUUAUUGGCACUAAUUCUCUUGCAGUUACCUAACUGUCACUUUGUAAUGGUAAAUCGGAGUAGAGAUGUUGCUCAUGUGGCCCUAGAAGAUGUUCUUGCUGCCUUUUUCUUCUACUGGAUCUCAGUAGCCAAGCUACUCAAUCACGACAAAGUGGACCGUGGAAACAUGGGAACAUAUUCCCCAUUCUUUCCUCCUUUCAGCCCUCACUGUCCACGGUUUCUACAGCACAGGCGUACCAUAAGGUUGAGGAGGCAACAUUCCCUAGGUCAUGAGAGUGAUAUGCUGGUGAAUUAUUUUUGUUCUUCUAUUUUGUGUGAAUAUUUUUCCCACCAGCAGGUUAUUGUACAUGCAUUCCAGUAUUAUUCUACAAGAGAGAGUGAGAGGGCAUUCUGGGAAAGUGAGAGGAUAGAAAUUCUUUAUCCAAUGGGCCAGGCUGGUCAUUUUUAUAUCCCACCAGCUGAGUUUGGGUCGUUUGUGCACACUCCACCCAUCUCUAGUUAAAAAGUUUCAAGUGAAACUUGGGGGAGAUCAGUUUUAAACUGCAACUCUGAAUAAUGGCAGUUGAUACUAGGUCUCUGGCCGAGGUUAAUAUGCUAUUAAAGCACACUUAUAUCAGGGUAAGUUUUCUCUGCACUGCUCCAAUGCGUAACAAAGGAAAACUUGAUGCUAAUUAUUUGCCUUGAACAAGACUGCAGCUGAAUUUUUGUUUGCACCUGGUUUUAUUUGAAACAUUUUAAUGAGGUGAAUGUCAAAUAGCUCUGCACAAAACACCUCUCUAGAUUGCACUAGGAAAAGUCCAGUGGAAAAUUGUCCCGUUAAUGAGGUGCUACUGCCUCCUGCCCAAUUGUUUAGGCAAUAGAUAUUGUCUUCAGAGUUGGACUUGUAUUGUCAAUAAAGGUCUUUAUUGGUUAUACUUGG